ACAUGGCCGGGUCCAAGGGAGGCGCCAAGGAGCCGCUGGACCCCGUGAGUCAGAACAAGAUCUUCUGCGAGACGGUUCGGAAGGAGCUGCGAUGCCAGCGCCUGCACACGGAGUACACACUGAACCCGCUCCUCAAGGUUCACACCUUAACUGGAAAGCCUGCGUCUUGGCAUGAUAACUUAGAAGAGCCUGCAGAUGCUAAGUUCCUGAAGCUUAUUCAUCAUGCUGCUCUUGAACCAACCAAGAAAUACACAGAACCUCAAACUGAAAGUCAAGAAAUUGGCUGGUUUUCCACACCUUUGGUCCCUAUCAAUCGGAAUGACAAUAGGCUCUACUUCCCAAGUCGGAGCACUGAAAUCACCAAAUACAUGGCUGCUAUGUGGCGCCUGAAAGAGAUGACAAAAGAUAAGAGAUAAGAACAUGUAGAUUACUGGAAGGACCACAGACACCAAUUAGGGUUUCUGAUCUGCAUGAUCCCCUCUCCUAAUUGUGACAAGAUGCAAAGUACGGGUGAUAAGCAAGGAAGAUCCCUUUAGUUUGAACAUUUAGUGUUUGCAAUAAACUUGUUCUUGCUCCCUGCCUAUAUUUGAUACAUGAGAAG
This is a messenger RNA of Elgaria multicarinata webbii, 601 nucleotides long. It is a transcript of the gene CFAP144, whose product is annotated as cilia and flagella associated protein 144. NCBI's taxonomy places the organism in Eukaryota, Metazoa, Chordata, Lepidosauria, Squamata, Anguidae. The record is from RefSeq and is a predicted model, not a curated record. Gene Ontology annotation, cellular component: ciliary base. The coding region runs from base 3 to 416 and encodes 137 amino acids. The transcript has 4 exons.